Messenger RNA from Eruca vesicaria subsp. sativa (arugula), 585 nucleotides. NCBI's taxonomy places the organism in Eukaryota, Viridiplantae, Streptophyta, Magnoliopsida, Brassicales, Brassicaceae. The record is from the annotation of a GenBank genome assembly.
AUGAUGAUGAUGAUGCAAGAAGACUUUCAAGAACGUAAGAAUCUAAGCAUCAACGACAUUGAUCUCUCACUCCUCCGCCUCUCCUCCCCACCUUACGUCUCCCACGUUUCUCCUCCUGAUAUCAGCCCCUUGAAACGCUCCUCCCCUGUUUCCGACGGAUCUGAUCAGCCUAAACGCAGAAGACUCUCCCCCUCUCAAGACCACCCAAUCUUUAUCUCCUCUCCUCUUCACUCCACCUGUCCAGAACCGACUACUCUGUACUCGAAUCUCACUGCCAGCUACGCAAGCCCUGUUUUGGAAAAGCAAGAAACGUCGCCGUAUGCUUCCAAGAAUCUUGAUACAGAGACGAUGAAAAUGGUUAACAGUCACGUGGAAGAGGUCAAUCACCAAGAGGCUAACUAUGAUGCUUACGAGGAGAUCAAUCACCAAGAGACUAACUAUGAUGCUUAUGAGGAAGAAGAUUGUGGAGAAGGGAUGAGGAUAGAGAGAUCUGGAGAUGGAUUUGUUAUUAGGUUAAAAUGUAGAUGCAAGCUAGCUUAUAGGGUUCUUUUCUCUGAUCAUCACCUCUACUUCAAGUCUCUCUAA